AUGGCAACGAAAAGUGAUGAAGCUGUUCAAUAUAAUGGUGAAGAUUUAAAAUCAUUUUAUUUUCCAAACAAAUUUGAUCAUCGAUAAAGUGCUGUUCCUGGAAAUCCAUGUUAUAACUUUAGAUUUAGAAUCUUUAUUUUCUUUACUUAUAUUGUUGUUACUCAGCUCGGCGAAAUCUUCGGUACUCCAAGUGAUAAUAUUAAUGGUGUAUGGGAUUGGGGACAUCUUUUGACUACUCCAAUAAAUCAAUUAUAUCAAGAACAUAGAUGGUUCUCUGCCAUGAUGCAAAUAUCCUCAGCACUAAUUUUAGAUUUUGCAUUUUUUUAUGUCUCACUUUAUUGGGUUUUGUACGAGAGAAAUUUUAGAUUGUUUGCAGUUCUUAUCCUAUUCUAUGCAAUCAGAGCAGUUCACUUGAAUAUAUUCAAAUUGGAAUAUUCACCUAACUAUUAUUGGGAAGAUCCAUUGGUGCCAAGUUUAGUAGUUAAAUACGGAAAAUAUUCAGAUUUCUUUUAUUCAGGACAUGUUGGCUUUUUAACUAUCUGUGCACUGGAAAUGAGGAAAGUAGGAAAAAGGUACAUGGCCUUGUUUUUUUUCAUAUGCUCGAUCUUCCAAGCCUUCAUUGUUAUAUCGUUUGCCAUCCAUUAUACUAUUGAUGUACCAGGAGGAUACAUUUUUUCCCAUUACUUCUUCAAUAUGGUAUGCUAUUGGGAAGCUAAAAUUGAUUUCGUCCUUAAAAGAUUAGCAAAUUGUUGCUCCAAAACAAAUAAACCAAUUAGUAUUGCAUACGAAAAUGACACUGAAAAAUAACAACCAACUGCAAUUUGAACAAUCAUUAUGUUUAUAUAUUAUAUUAAAGGA
Molecule: messenger RNA, 858 nt
Organism: Paramecium tetraurelia
Lineage: Eukaryota; Ciliophora; Oligohymenophorea; Peniculida; Parameciidae
Exons: 4
Source: RefSeq, a predicted model, not a curated record